Messenger RNA from Dermatophagoides pteronyssinus (European house dust mite), 405 nucleotides. RefSeq names its product serine/threonine-protein kinase Warts-like. Lineage: Eukaryota; Metazoa; Arthropoda; Arachnida; Sarcoptiformes; Pyroglyphidae. The record is from RefSeq and is a predicted model, not a curated record.
AUGUCGUCGACUACUUCUGAUUUACCCUGUCAAGGCUCAGCCAACUACCACUCGCUGCUGCGGCUGAACCACCCGUACAUCGUCAAGGUAUUCGAUGUGUACGAGGACUCUUCGAACUUCUACGUAGUCAUGGAGUACUUGGCGGGGGGUGACUUGCGCUCACUGCUCUCGCAGGAAGGCAGCUUCGACGAACAGGUUGCCGCCAAAGCUUCGAAAGCGCAGGAAGCCAUGUAUCUGAGCAGCACGCAAAGCAUAGUCGGCUCGCUAUCUUACAUGGCACCCGAGGUGCUGAAGCGGCAAUACAACGAAAAAAUCGACAGCUGGUCGUUGGGCGUCAUCCUUUACACGAUGCUCCUCGGCCGCUACCCUUUCAAUGAAACGCGCAACGACUCAAUCAACCAUUAA